ACAUCAAUAUGCGCGGAGCCACCUUUUCAGCAGUUAUUACUUCCAUCAGAUACUAGGAUUUUGGGGUAUCUGUUUUUGCUUUGAGUGGGUUUUCUUUUCCUAAGUGCCGACGGAAGCAGGCAUUUCUUCACACGCGGUGUCGGAUUGCGGAAGGCGGCAUUGCCUUGAUGUUUGCGCUGGUCGCCAGCGAAAGCGGUGCCUUUUCGUCGCAAUGUCGCCGGAGCCGGACGGAAGAUCGAUCCCCUAUACCCUUUUUCGUGCUGACAACACAACCCCGGAUAGCGAGCAUGGCCGGGACGUGACAGGUGACUCAUAUUCCAGCACGAGAAGACUGUGCCAUGCGUGCAUUUAUGAUGCACUCCAGUGAUGGGUGGAGGAGACACGGCCAUGCAGAGAGGGGAAAAGAGACUGGACGGCUCAUCGAUUCAUAUCUUUAAAAAAAACUCCUCCCGCAGCUCACGGGGAUCAUGUGGCCAAACCCACUGCCUUGGAAGACGCACCAGCCCGAGGAGACUAUAUAAGUGCUGGCCGAGGGUGUCAGAAAGCGGGCUUAGAGAAGCAGAGGCGCACCGACGGCCACCAUGUCUCUAGGAUGGGGAUACGCACCGGAGAACGGACCAGACAAAUGGGCCGAAAACUUUUCCAUCGCCGAUGGACCCCGGCAAUCUCCCAUAGACAUCUGUCCCGGCGCGGCGCAGUACGACUCCGACCUGCAGCCGCUCACCGUGAAGUACGACCCCAGCACCUCGAGCAGCAUCAUCAACAGCGGCCGCUCCAUUCAAGUGGACUUCGCCGACGACACCGACACUUCAACACUGAUCGGGGGACCCAUCUCAGGAACCUACCGGCUGCGGCAGUUCCACUUCCACUGGGGGGCGAGUGACGACAGGGGCUCAGAGCACACAGUGGAUGGGACUAAGUUCUCAGCUGAGCUCCAUCUGGUGCACUGGAACACUAAGUACCCCAGCUUCGCAGAGGCUGUUGCUCAGCCAGACGGCCUGGCUGUGGUGGGCGUCUUCCUCCAGAUCGGUGAUGCCAAUCCACAUCUACAAACGCUUCUCGAUGUCCUGGAUGCUGUCAAGACCAAGGGCAAGCAGACAACGUUCACAGACUUUGAUCCCUCAAUCCUGCUGCCUGGUUCUCUGGACUAUUGGACUUACGACGGGUCCCUGACCACGCCCCCGCUGCUGGAGAGUGUGACCUGGAUUGUGCUGAAGGAACCAAUCAGUGUCAGCUCUGACCAGAUGGAGACAUUCCGCAGCCUCCUGUUUACCUCCGAGGGGGAGGAGCCAUGCUGCAUGGUGGAUAACUAUCGCCCCCCGCAGGCGCUCAAGGGUCGCACUGUGCGCGCCUCUUUCGAGUGAAUAUCAGCAACAUCAGCCUGAUGGCCCCACCCCCUGUCAUGACCACACCCACCCAGGCUUGACUCCACCCCCUUUGGAGAAGCACAGAACUUUAACCUUCAUAACCCACCCCCCUCCAUGUGUCUGUUUCCCACCUUAGUGCAAGUAAUUCCUCCCUGCUCCCCAACACCUCCUGUGAUUGGGUGGGGGGGCUGAGAUUCCAUGCCUGACCUGCUGUGAAUCAUCACGGGUCCAAACACGCAAAAGUCACACGACACCAUGUCGCAAUUCAGGAAAUAGGAUGUAGCCAUAAACAAGCACCUCGUGGCCGAGGUGACAUGCCCUCAUUUUGUAAUCUGCCGUCAGCUUCCCGGAGACUGCAGUUCGGUCUGACCCCCCCAAAAUCUGUCGCCACCCGUCAGCAAAACACGCAGUUGCGCUCAGCAGUCCCACGAAACGUGGCAGCCGCGUCCGCAAUGGCCAUGUGAGGCCACUCAGAUUUACAUUUCCCAUCUCAUGUUCUGCCCCAGGCGAUAGCUGAAUUAUUAGUUUGGCAGCUUUUUAAUUUAUUUUUUUCUUUUGCAAAUUAUGCAAAUGAUUCUUAUGUUGUGUUAUUCCUAGAAUCUCCUUCUGGCAUUUUCUGAGACAAUGGUGGGGGGAGGUGGGGGAGGGUCACAGAGUGACUGGAGGCAGACGAAUGAAUGGACCAGAGGAAUUAAUUAAUCUAGCAUUUAUGCCAGUUGUUCAUUUUUUUCCCAUCAUAAACUAAACAUACUUGUGUGUUUUUCUCUAGAAAUCUGUUCAUUGCAGAGUUUAUUUUAAGCCUUUAAGAUAAGCAAUAUUGUCAGAGACCUGCUGGGAGAGUGUGCUGUAAUUCUGCUGUUCUCAGUUAAAUAAAUCUAUUUUAUGACUUUUC
Molecule: messenger RNA, 2259 nt
Organism: Brienomyrus brachyistius
Lineage: Eukaryota; Metazoa; Chordata; Actinopteri; Osteoglossiformes; Mormyridae
Product: carbonic anhydrase 1-like
Exons: 7
Coding region: 582-1364 (260 amino acids)
Biological process (GO): carbon dioxide transport
Cellular component (GO): cytoplasm
Molecular function (GO): carbonate dehydratase activity; zinc ion binding
Source: RefSeq, a predicted model, not a curated record